CGCAAAUGGUCAUAAAUAUAUCUUUCCUCCAACCUUGGGGAGCUUCUAUAUAUUAUUAUUAAUUCUUUUGUUAAUUAGCCUCGUCAUUUUCACCACCACCCCAUAUAAUUCUUCCCCUACUGGCUUAAUUUCUUAUACCAUGUGCCUCCUCGAAUCUUUAUAAACUGGUCCUUUUCCUUCACACCAACCAAAGCAUUUUCUUUUAGUUCCCUUCACUAGCUAGCUCUUCUUCUUCUUCUUCUUCUUUCCCGAGUCAUAACCAUGUCUAAACUUAUGGUUUUAAGCCUUGUACUCUCUGCUUUUUCGGGCUUCAACAUCAUUAAUCUUUCAGCAGCAGAGUUCCAGCGAUUUCAACAUGCAGCCAAAGGUGAUGGGUCUCUUAGCCUCUUGGUUGUUGGAGACUGGGGAAGAAGAGGAGCUUAUAACCAAUCUCACGUUGCUCUUCAGAUGGGAAUAAUCGGAGAGAAAUUGGACAUCGAUCUUAUAAUCUCCACAGGAGAUAAUUUUUAUGAUAAUGGAUUGAAGGGUGUGGAUGAUCCAGCAUUUUAUGAAUCUUUCACCAAAAUAUACACAGCACCCAGCUUGCAGAAGCAAUGGUAUAGUGUUUUAGGUAACCAUGACUAUAGGGGUGAUGUUGAGUCGCAGCUGAGUCCUAUCCUUAGAGAAAUGGAUAGCAAAUGGCUUUGCUUGAGAUCUUUUAUCGUUAACACUGAAAUAGCUGAUUUUUUCUUCGUGGACACCACUCCUUUCGUGGAUAAAUACUUCAAAGAAAAAGACCAUAACUAUGAUUGGAGUGGCAUAAUACCUCGACAAAAUUACCUUUUAAAUGUCCUAAAGGAUUUGGAUAAGUCCUUGAAAGAAUCCACAUCAAAAUGGAAGAUUGUGGUAGGCCACCAUACAAUCAAAAGUGCUGGACACCAUGGAAACACGCAAGAGCUUAACUCACAACUACUCCCAAUCAUGCUGGAAAAUAAUGUUGAUCUUUACAUAAAUGGGCACGACCAUUGCUUGGAGCACAUAAGCAGCAGUGAAAGUCCACUUCAAUUUUUAACGAGUGGUGGAGGCUCAAAGGCUUGGAGAGGAGAUGUUGAUUGGUGGAAUCCAAAGGAGAUGAAGUUUUAUUAUGAUGGUCAGGGUUUCAUGUCAGUUCAGAUCACUCAAACUCAAGUGGAUAUUGUGUUCUAUGAUGUUUCUGGCCACAUUUUGCACAAAUGGAGCAGGAAUAAACAGCUUUACUCUAUUGUUUAGACGUGUUAUUUUGCUUCAAGCAACAACAAGAAGAAGAAGUUGGGAUUCUGGAUAUAUAUGUAUUGAGGAAGGGAUUGUCAUCUUGUAAUCUUCUUCUUAUUGUUAUCUUGUAGUCUUCUUCUUCUUCCCCCCUUUUUUUUAAAGAAUAGUUAUCUUGGUAUUUAAUGAAAAUGGGUCUGAAUUAGCA
Hevea brasiliensis (rubber tree) is the source of this 1435-nucleotide messenger RNA. Its product is annotated as purple acid phosphatase 3. NCBI's taxonomy places the organism in Eukaryota, Viridiplantae, Streptophyta, Magnoliopsida, Malpighiales, Euphorbiaceae. The transcript has 7 exons. The record is from RefSeq and is a predicted model, not a curated record. Gene Ontology annotation, molecular function: ferric iron binding; ferrous iron binding; acid phosphatase activity. The coding region runs from base 262 to 1248 and encodes 328 amino acids.